This is a messenger RNA of Plutella xylostella (diamondback moth), 5813 nucleotides long. Lineage: Eukaryota; Metazoa; Arthropoda; Insecta; Lepidoptera; Plutellidae. The record is from RefSeq and is a predicted model, not a curated record.
UGAUAAACUGACACCCGACGGUGAGGUAGGCUCUUUUUCUGUUUUCAGUUCAUAUUUAUCGUGAAAAAUUGCGACUUUCAGUUUAUAUCGUGUUAAACUACGCUAUUUUGAUGCCUAGAUUCUACUGAGUGUUCAGAGGGCUAAAUCGUGUGGAGUGAUCUUGAGCGAUGGUAAUGGAGGCGUCCCCGUCCCCGCAGAGCGUCGGCCGCGAGUUCGUCCGCCAGUACUACACACUGCUCAACAAGGCGCCCGCACACCUGCACAGGUUCUACAACAACUACUCGUCGUUCGUGCACGGCGGGCUCGACGCGCCGCACCGCGAGACGCCCCCCGUGGUGGGGCAGAAGCAGAUACACAACCGCAUCCAGCAGCUCAACUUCCGCGACUGCCAUGCCAAGAUCAGCCAGGUGGACUCGCAAGCGACGCUAGGCAGCGGCGUGGUGGUACAGGUGACGGGCGAGCUGUCCAACGGCGGCGCGCCGAUGCGGCGCUUCACGCAGACCUUCGUGCUGGCCGCGCAGUCGCCCAAGAAGUACUAUGUGCACAACGACAUCUUCCGCUACCAGGACAUAGUAUUCUCUGACGACUCGGGCUCCGGGUCGGCUCGCUCGGACGGCUCGGAGGAGGAGGGCGGCGGCUACUACCCGCCCCCCCCGCAGCCAGCCGCCUUCCCCCCGGCGCCCUUCCCCGCGCCGCCGCCGCCGCCCGCCGCGCCCGCGCUCAACGGACACCCCGCGCCCGUGCCGGAUGAACGCGCUGUUGUGGCUGCUAUGCAAGCGGCCACAAUCUCCCCGCCUGAAGCCCCGUCGCCGCCGCCCGCCGAGCCCGAGCCGCAGCCCGAGCCCGAGCCCGAGCCCGAGCCGCAGCCCGAGCCGACGCAGACAGUGGUGGCAGCCCCCGCGGCCCCGCCCGCCGCUCCGGAGCCCAAGACCUACGCCAACCUGCUCAAGUCCGGGGGCGCCGCGCCGCCGCCGCAGCGCCAGUCGCCGCCACAGCAGCAAGCGCCCCCGCCAGCCGCGCCGGUGUCGCACGAGCCGCGCCCGCGCCCCCCGCGCCCGCCCCGCGACGCCCGCGACGCGCCGCCGCCGCCCGCGGAAGGCGUCCGCCGCUACCCGGACUCGCAGCAGCUGUUCCUGGGCAACCUGCCGCACUCGGCCACGGAGGAGGCUCUCCGCGCGCUGUUCUCGCGCUUCGGCCCCGUGGCGGAGCUGCGCGUGCACAGCAAGCCGGCCGCGCCGCACGGCCCGAGGCACCCCAACUACGGGUUCCUCACCUUCGAGAGCGAGGCCAGUGCGCAGGAGUGUCUGAAUAAUGUUCCGCUGUACUUCCCGGAGAACAGCCCCGACGGCGUGAAGCUGAACGUGGAGGAGAAGAAGCGCCGGGCGGAGGCGCCGCGCCGCCGCCCGCCCUCGGGCUCGCGCGCGCCCUUCCCGCGCCCCUACCGCCGCUAGGGUGGUCUGAUCGCGCUACGGGUCCCCUUACAUUAAGUUACAGUUCUUAACAUCCGCCGACUGCCGCCAUCUCGCGAUAACGACCUCUACUCCAUACACCCAAGAUCUGUAUUGCAAAAACAGUCGUUAUUGCGUAUUUUUAUUUAUAUUAGACGGCGCUAGCAUAGUCUCUCCGUACACAGCGCUCCCCGCAGUGUUUGCCAAACGUUGGCUAUUUAUAAUGCACUCUGGUAGUCGCUCUGUUGGACCCAACGUUGGAGCAAAGCUUGGCUGCGGGAAGCGCUGUGAUUGGUCGGUUAGUGUAACGCGUAGAGCUAAGUCUUUCUCGCGUCUAUUGCGAAUUGUGCUCACGAUCUGUUUAUACGAACCUGGAUCUUAUGUACUUAUUACUGAACUCAGUUUCUCAUGUGUAGAUUCAGUCGGUUCAACGUGUUGCUAAUAUCCAAGUUGUGUAACAGAUCACAUUAUUCCAUUCUCCUUUGUAAUUAACACGCUUUGCAUUUCGCUUCACAUCGUCUAAUAAUUUGGUUUAAGUAGUUAGAUAGUAAAUUAAAUAAUUAUUUGCGUUUAGAGCGCGUGCGGAUCAAGCUUAUAUUGUUUAUAAUAAAUUGAUAACUGUAGGGAUAUCAGGUGAUUUUAAUUUUUGCGAGCAUGAUCACCAAUUUUCCGAUAAUCCAAUAUUUAAUUUAUCAGUAAAUUAAUUUAGCACUUCUGAACAAAAUGUGAUUAACACGGCCGCCGCACGCGCCUCUGACACUCCAAAACUUACCACUCGCUCUAUGGACAUGUCUACUGAACUACGACCGACAGUUUUUUCACUGAUCAACACCACCAUUUUUAUACGCCACCAUUAAUCCAUCCUUUUUUAUCAUCUUCAUCAUCAAUCAUCCACUUUUUUUGUAUAUCAGUGAAAAAACUGCUCAAAAUAUAUUUUUAAGGCGUCACAAAAGACGUUAACAGCAUUUGUACGGGCUGACGCGGCAACGUGGCCACUGCCGCUUCCUGUGCUCUGAUUGGUUGGAGCGUUUCUGACGUCACGCCCCUUUAUUUGUGCUAGACUUGUCGAAGGCUUAGGACUGAACUCUAGUGUGAUUUCGGGGUGAAAAGUAAAUGAGUAGCGGACUAUGACCGUUACAACAGUAAAGAUUAACACUAUAGUGACGAUUAUCGCUUUAACCAGCUGUUUUCAAACUACAACGUUUUCAUUAGUCAUCGUAACUGUUAGACUGGUCUACGCUAGUAAAACGUAGCUGAUUGGUCCGCUACGCAGUUACUCUGUCUCUCCUCUCGAUGGUUGUUUUUUAUACUGUGCGUGCGAAUGAUAAGUUCGGUUCCUUAACUUCGGGUUAGUUCGUUAGUUAUGCGAUGAAGAUCCUAUCCUGUGACCCUAGUUGUGUCUAGUUAAUUUUAGCGUAGCCAAGUAUUCAUAUUCUAGUUGAAGCGAUCUCGUCUAGAAGCGGUUCAGUUUAAAACAUAAUAAUAAUAUUCACAGGACAGGAUCACUCGCCACGGAUACGAUUCGUGUGUAAACAUUCAUUAUGUAUAGUUUACCUUUGUAUGUAUUUCGUCGAUUUUCAUUUGGGAAUACACUUUUUGUUUGUUAAUAAUUGGGAGUUGGAUCCUUAGGGUGUGCGCAACCUGCUGUGUGUCGACAAUACACGGAGACGCAGCAGUGUGGGCAGCCUUACACAGAUACGUUUAAUUUAGAUCGAUAACUCAAUACUGUUGAGUUAUUUCGAGAAGAACUUGUCGUAAAUUUUGCUGAGAUUUAAACCCAGGUAUUUUGUUUAGUAAACCUUACGGCAAGUUGACCGGGGGCCUUAUUGACCAAUAUCGUUAUAAGUCUGACAGGAGCCUUUUAAUGAAUGGCGAGUGAACCAAUCACGAUUGCAAGAAGUGACAGCGCCUGUCAGAUUUAUAGAACAUUAGCCAAUGAGGCCCACAGGCCCGCCCGGCGCCGGCAAACAUUUGAUCAUGACGGUUUUGUGAUUUUGUAUCUGUUUUGUAUAUUUUAUUUUGUAUAACUUAGCAUAUACUUCUCCACUCACAAUAUACAUUAUAUUUUCAACAAUGUAUUUAUUUAUUUUUGUCCAAAUUAUUCAUCUGCUUUUAGUUUUACCCUGUAAAUGUGAACAUUAUACCAUCAACCGUGUUGCUCUUGAAUAUCCACAUCUUACUUGUAAUAAGUAGUCUACACUAGUGAUAUAAUGAUGGGGUUCAGGAGUAACAUCAACAGUGUAAAUACCCUGUUCUCAAAAUAGUAAAUAUCAUUGUCAUUUAAUCAUUUUUGUAUAAUUGGUAAAAGUAUUCUACAUUCGGGUUGAGGCGACGGCUUCCAUUUACAAAAAUGGUCGAUGCUUUUAUAAAAUUUCUAACCGAGUCCUAAUUUAGCUACAGAUUUGUCAUCAUUAUUAUGAUUUAGCCUCGCCGAUAGCCGUGAUAAUAAAUUUAUGUUGUAAAUACGUUCUGGUUAAUUCUUUUACGUAGAGAAAUUAAACUUCAAUAAUAUAAUAAUUACUAUUAUUAAUAUACUAACUUGCUAUAGUUCUAGAAUCUUAAAGGCUAUUUGGGAUUUAAUGUACUUUUGUAAAUUUGCUUAUAAGCACUUUAACUUGUCUCCUUAAAGGGCAGAGAUAAAUAAGUUCGUCAAGUUAACUUCUUAUGAGCUGCACGAUAUUACGUAAAUAUUAUAUUCAAAAAUAGAUGACAGUUGAUAAAGUAAAUAGUUAUUAUUGUCGGUGGUUGUUCAAGGCGAAGCUGACACUCUAUACUUGUCUCACUCUUACAAAGCUCAAUAGCAGCGAAGUUAGAGCGAGGCAGUGUGUGACAGCUACAAGCGCCAACUACCGACCAUUUUCAAAUAAAUGUAUAGUUCUAUAAAUAGCUACGAAAAAUAAUGUCCUCAAUUUAUAAAAUAUACUUUUAUAUUAUUUUAAAGGCCUUUCUAGACAUACGCGAUAUUCGAUAUGGAUAUGGGAAACGGUAUUUGUACUUCUUUCGUCGCGUCGCUCAGCACGCGUAACCGUGUGACACUACGUGCUACCUAAGGUAACGAAUAUCGAAUAUGUCUAACAGACCCUAAGACCCUAAGUCAUUGCUGUGCUAAGCUAUCAAGAGUAGCUUGUACCUUGUAUAACCACAUGUUUCACUUUGUCAACCCACAUACAUACAACUGCAGACACUGAAAUACUAAUUUUAUGUGUAGGUAUUUCUUACAAUGGUUAAUUUAAUAGAUACGAGAAUAAGUUGGCAGUGACCAGUUUUGAAGGCUAAAUUACAAAAAAAAAAACAAAUUUUGUUUUCAUUGCAACGAUUUGUUGAGCUAAAUUUCAUGUACUUAUUUUUUGUAUAUAAUACUUCCAACUCAUAAUAGUUUCCCUAAACUAUGGACGGACAUCGUGUUUUAUAGUAUAGUGUAUUUAUGUAAAAUUGCGGCGUUUGCAAUAGUAACAGUUAAUAAAAGUAUUAAUUUCGGCUCAAGAAAGUAUUUGUUCACAAAAAAAUGUCCGCAAAUAUGUUACAUGUACGGUGAACCUUCCUGAACAAGACUGCUUCUGUAUAAAUAAACUGGCUACUAAUGCAGACUUAGCGCGUCACUGCCACACUAGGUAAAAUGUUAUUUAACAUACAGGGUGUUACAUUGAAAGUCAUCAUUUUACAAGUUAUAAAUUUUAAUUCACCAAAAUUAACCCAUAAUAUUAUAGGUACCUACUUGUCAAAGAAUCAGUUUAUCAUACAGCGCCAUUUUGUUAUUUUCAUGGUAGCCAUUUUGUACAAUAAGGUUGUAACGCCCUGUUUGGAUGCCAACAAAGCGAUGUCGGUCCCAGAAUGGCCGGACCACUCUGUUUUCGGGCGAUUUGUCUAAUUGUGUUUUUUUCUUUGAUCAUUUAAAACGGUAAUAGAUACAAAACACACAGCUAAUAGAGACAGUCAUAAAGAUUGUAAUAAUUUGAAUACAAUUGACAAAUCGCCUACCCAUUCCUAUCAAUUCGGUAUUGUUUGUGAACUAACUUUAGACACCAUUGUUUUUUUACGAAUCCCAUUUUGUUAAAAAUAGUGUUUAAUUGUAUUUCGUGGGGUCUCAAGUUAGUGAACAUAUUAUUUUGAAAUUGUCUUGCGUGGUGACACCAGCGGUGCGUCGCCGCCGCGACAGUUGCAUAUAGACACACGCACAUACACACCCGCUUUGUGAUACUCGGUGUAUCGCGUGUGAAACACACUGUAUCGCUUGUGACACAUAGUGUAUCGCGUGAGACGCAAAAUGUAUCACCGUACCGUGUCUGCUGUGAGUGCGUGUGUCUGUAUGGGUAGCGGCGACAGUGAGAUGAACUGCCCUCGGUAAUAGAGAUACUUUUUGUAACA